This is a messenger RNA of Psammomys obesus (fat sand rat), 1641 nucleotides long. It is a transcript of the gene Gltp, whose product is annotated as glycolipid transfer protein. NCBI's taxonomy places the organism in Eukaryota, Metazoa, Chordata, Mammalia, Rodentia, Muridae. Bases 103 to 732 code for a protein of 209 amino acids. The record is from RefSeq and is a predicted model, not a curated record. Gene Ontology annotation, biological process: ceramide transport; intermembrane lipid transfer. The transcript has 5 exons. Gene Ontology annotation, molecular function: ceramide 1-phosphate transfer activity; ceramide 1-phosphate binding. Gene Ontology annotation, cellular component: membrane; cytosol; cytoplasm.
GAAGUGGCGACGCUGGCGUCCCAGGAGGCGGCGGGCGGUGACAGCCCGGGCGCGGACGCCCUCGGCGCGGGCUGGGGCAUCACCAAGGGCCUCGACCCCGAAAUGGCGCUGCUGGCCGAGCACCUGCUCAAGCCGCUGCCCGCAGACCGGCAGAUCGAGACCGGGCCCUUCCUGGAGGCGGUGGCCCACCUGCCGCCCUUCUUCGAUUGCCUUGGGUCCCCGGUGUUCACGCCCAUUAAGGCAGACAUCAGUGGUAACAUCACGAAGAUCAAAGCCGUAUAUGACACUGACCCGGCCAAGUUCAAGACCCUGCAGAACAUCCUGGAGGUGGAGAAGGGGAUGUAUGGAGCAGAGUGGCCCAAAGUGGGGGCCACGCUGGCACUGCUGUGGCUGAAAAGGGGCCUGCGCUUCAUCCAGGUGUUCCUGCAGAGCAUCUGCGAUGGGGAACGGGAUGAGAACCACCCCAACCUCAUCCGGGUAAACGCCAACAAGGCCUAUGAGAUGGCCCUAAAGAAGUACCACGGCUGGCUGGUGCAGAAGAUCUUCAAGGCAGCCCUGUAUGCAGCGCCCUACAAGUCUGACUUCCUGAAGGCACUCUCCAAGGGGCAGAACGUGACGGAGGAGGAGUGCCUGGAGAAGAUCCGCCUCUUCCUGGUCAACUACACGGCCACCAUCGACGCCAUCUAUGACAUGUACACCAAGAUGAACGCGGAGCUUGACUACACAGUGUAGGCACCCGGACACACACCCCCAACGCGGGAGCAAGCAACCCGGAAUCACUGUGAAUCAAGCUGGGGUCCCCAGCUCAGCCGCCAGGCCAGCCUGGGUCUGCAGGGGGCAGCCUCAGCUUAUUAGAGAGCAUUUGUUUUUUUGGUUUUUGUUUUCUUGGCCUAUUCUAAUGGAGCAAUAAACACCUUCCACUCACUCCAGCUUCCCAGCAGCUCAGGCUGAGCACACCUUCCUUCCAGUGUGGUCAAAAUCAACUAACCUCGCUAACGAUCGAUUCCUAGGGUUUUGUCUUUUCCUCCCCCACCCAGCUCAGGAGAAACCCAGCUCAGGGGAGACAUACACCUCACCCAGCCAAGAAGUCUGCUCCUUCUGGCCCAAGGAUGUCUUAGGUGUUCGGAGGACAACAGAUCUGCCUGGAAGUCAACAGGUCCCUAUUGUGGCAGCUGCUUGAAAGCAAGCUGGCAGGAGUCCUCACGGCUCCCACAUCUGGCAUUACCAGCCCUGUUCUCUCUCUCUCUCUCUCUCUUGCUGUCUUCUGUCAGACAGGUUUUGCUUUUUUUAAAAGCCGAAAUGUACCAGCAAGCCUUUUCAGACAUUGACUGGGCACACACAGGUGGCCAUACGUGACUGCAUUUGCAUGUUCCACAUAAUUAUUUUCUUCAGGGUUGGCUCUUCCAACCUAAGAACCUGCCUGUCAUGGGAGCUUCCAGCCCUGGAGACCCAAGAAACUGCCUUGCUGCCUUAACUGUCUUUCUGGCGCUAAAGGAGAUGUAUUUUUUAAAGUAUUGGGGUAAACACACCCUAAAAGAAUUGAUGUAUGUUAAAGAAAAAAAAAACCCAAUGAGGAACAAUUGGUGAUUUUUAUGCAGAAACUAAAUAAUCCUUAAUAAAUAAAUCUCUAUUUUGAAAUCA